CAGAAAAUCACCGUUUCCAAUCCUCUUAACAAAUAAAAUAUUUAAAUUUUAAAUUUAAGUUUUAACUGUAAAAUAUUUCUUAGUGUGAUUUUGUCGGGUCGUGAUUGCCGAGUCUUAACUUUUGAGUUUUAAGCUAAAAUUCCGAUUAUAUUAUGAUUAAGAGUUAUAUGUGAUAAUUGUGUUACCUUUGGGUAUAAUGUAUUCUUGAUAAUUUUGAUGUACGUCCAUGUUGGAUGUCGUUCUGUUCACAUAAACUAAGUAUUAAAUAUUUGACCGGAUACUAUUCUACUACGAACAAGAACUCAUUUCUAACAACUUUGUUCAAUUAUGUCGAACUUGUGGCGGUCAUUCAUCAAAUGGCACUUCCUUGCCAAAGUCAUGUUCAACAAGUUCAAAGGAUUUUUAUUCAGCACUAUCCCACGAAAGAAAAUGACUGUUAUUAUAGAGCAAGGUACCUUACAAGGAAUUCACUACAAAACACUAGUAUCAAAUAAGCCUUAUGUCAGUUUUCUAGGUAUACCCUAUGCUAAACCACCUGUUGGAGACUUGAGAUUCAAGCCUCCUGUCAAACAUCCAGGGUGGUCUGGUAUAUUAAAAGCAUUUUCAGUGGGAAACAUGUGCAUGCAAUAUUCAUUUUUAAGUAACAAAAUUGCUGGAAGUGAAGAUUGUUUAUAUUUAAACAUAUUUGUGCCUCAAGAAGAACUAGAAGAAAAAAAGGCUGUUAUGGUGUUUAUACACGGUGGAGCAUUUAAUAAUGGAUCUGCUUCGUCAGAUUUUUAUUCUCCUGAUUAUUUGAUUGAUGAAAAUGUAAUCAUAGUAACGAUUAACUAUCGAUUGAAUGCUCUUGGAUUUUUGAAUUUUGAUAUUGAUGAAUGUCCUGGCAAUAUGGGCUUAAAAGAUCAACUGUUUGCAAUCAAAUGGGUAAAAGCUAAUAUUUCUUCAUUUGGAGGGGAUAAUCAAAACAUUACUAUUUUUGGAGAAAGCGCAGGAUCAGCAUCUGUUCAUUGUCACACUCUGUCUCCACAAUCCACAGGAUUAUUCCAAAAGGCUAUCAUGCAAAGUGGAUGUAUAUUUAAUCCGUGGGCUUUCAAUGAAAACCACAGAGAAUCAGCUUUUAAGUUGGCAAAACAUUUGGGAUGUGAAAAGGAUAACCCUAAAGAAGUUGUGCAAUACUUGCUUAAUAUCCCAGCUAUUGACAUUGUCAAUUUUACUAAAAUCAAGGGCAAAACGGAUUUUACUAACUAUGAGUUUAUUCCAUCUGUUGAAAGUGAAGCGGUUAGUGACAAAUUUUUACCCGCUCAUCCAGAAAUUUUAGUGAAAAUUGCACCAACAGUACCUGUGAUAACUGGAAUCAACAACAUGGAAGGAUUGAUAGCUUUUGGAGAAUAUAGAAUGAGAAAAAUUAUAAAUGACACUGAAGAAAUUAAUGAACUAUUAAAAAGUCACUAUACUAAAGAGAUUAUAAACGAAGUAAAGAAUUUUUACUUUAAUGAGUGUAACCUUGAAUGCGGAACUACUAGAUUGGAAAAUAUAUGUCAUUUGUACAGUGAUUUAUAUUUUUCUAAAGAUUUUCACCGUAGUUAUAAUCAUUCUAUCAUACAAAACAUCUCUCCAGUUUUCUGUUAUGAGUUUAAAUUUGAUGGAGAAAUCAAUGCUUGCAAAAAUAUUCUCUUUUCUCUGAGGCCAACUUUUCAAUUGUUAAAAGGCGCAUGUCAUGCAGACGAAUUGAGUUAUCUGUUUUAUGGACGACUAUUUGGAUUUGCACCUAAAGCCAAUUCACCGGAGUUAAAAAUGUGUAGAAUAUUAAGUAAACUGUGGACCAAUUUUGCCAAAACUGGAAAUCCUAAUUCGCAAGAUUUAAGUUUCGAAUGGAGCAAUACAAGUGCAGAAGAACCAAAAUACUUGUCAUUAGAUGGAGACAAUACAUGCAUGGUCAAUGAAUUAUUAAAUAGUUCUAGGGUGCAUUUUUGGGAAAAAAUAUCGGAAACUGUUAAAUCGCAACAAAAAUUAUAGUUAUUUGUUUUCUAUAAUUGUUAAUAAUUAUGAUAAAGAUAAAUAAGUUUAAAAUUAACUAACAUCCACAUAAUUUUAAUGUAUC
This is a messenger RNA of Rhopalosiphum maidis (corn leaf aphid), 2098 nucleotides long. RefSeq names its product esterase FE4-like. The transcript has 11 exons. The coding region runs from base 328 to 2013 and encodes 561 amino acids. NCBI's taxonomy places the organism in Eukaryota, Metazoa, Arthropoda, Insecta, Hemiptera, Aphididae. The record is from RefSeq and is a predicted model, not a curated record.